ACCGAGAAACAGUCGGGCAUUAUGUGGUUGCACAGAUGUACUUUAUGCAGAUCUGCAGGUUUUAGGCUAAAACUUUCUGUAGAAGCACAUCUGUCAAAACAUGCUCUAGUGUUAAGAUGCAUUCGUUUUCAUGUGGAAACAAAGAAGAGCUUAUUGAACCUGCUCCUUUCCCCAGCAGUGCGCAACAAAAAGCUACUGUCAUCCCGAUGAAAGGGGCACCAGUGGUCAGACAGAAUGGCUCCAGUGAACCAGCCCAAGGACAAGAAGCAUGAAAAGACACAUGAGCAUCGGUCAGAAGAGGCAAUAUCAGCUGGGAAAAGGAAACUGGACUAUGAAGGACUAGAGAAUGUGCCACUAGCAAAGAAAUUGUUUUUGAGGAAAACAUCCAAAGCCCAAGAGAAAAUUGGUUGGAACAGAGGUGGGACUGUGAUGAAAAGUACCAGAGCCUUUUUCCAUCAGCCGAAGUGGCAGGGCAGCAUUGUUCAUUACGUCUACCAGAACAUGCUGGGAGGCUCCAUCCGGGCACAGCUCAGGCAGUGUCUACAGCUGCCCUUUCUGCGUUCACUGACCUCAUACCGCCUUUUUCGAACAGCAAGUCCCUUUGACAGGAGAGUGACUUGCCUGGAGUGGCAUCCAACACACCCUAGUACUGUAGCUGUUGGUUCCAAAGGUGGAGACAUCAUUCUUUGGGACUAUGAAGUACUUACUAAAACCUGCUUCAUAAAAGGGAAAGGGCCAGGAGAUUCUCUUGGAGACAUCAAGUUCAGUCCUUAUGAGGCAGUGAAGCUUUAUGUGGCAUCAGGGGAUGGCACCCUAAGUCUGCAGGACCUUGAGGGCAGAGCGGUGCAAGUGAUCUCCCGUGCCCCGGACUGUGGCCACGAGAACCAUAAUGUUUGCUGCUGGUACUGCAGUGUUGAUGUUUCUGCAAGCUGCCGUGCUGUGGUGACAGGUGAUAAUUUGGGCAAUGUGGUCCUGCUCAGCACUUCUGGUGAAGAGAUUUGGAGGCUGAAACUGCACAAGAAGAAAGUGACUCAUGUGGAGUUUAACUCUCGAUGUGAGUGGUUAUUGGCCACAGCAUCUGUGGAUCAGACAGUUAAAAUCUGGGACCUCAGAAACAUUAAAGACAAAGCAAAUUUUCUUCACGUACUUCCUCAUGACAAACCUGUCAAUGCAGCUUACUUCAGCCCAACAGAUGGUGCCAAGCUGCUGAGCACAGACCAGCGCAAUGAAAUCAGGGUUUAUUCAUGUUCAGACUGGACCAAGCCUCAGCAUCUCAUCCCACACCCACAUCGGCAGUUCCAGCACCUCACACCUAUUAAGGCAACGUGGCAUCCUCGCUAUGAUCUCAUCGUGGUGGGUCGCUAUCCAGACCCGAAGUUCCCAGGCUACACAGUGAAUGAGCUGCGAACUGUUGAUAUAUUUGAUGGAAACACCGGGGAGAUGGCUUGUCAGCUCUAUGAUCCGAAUGCAUCUGGUAUAAUCUCGCUGAAUAAAUUUAACCCUAUGGGAGACACACUAGCCUCUGGCAUGGGCUUUAAUAUUCUGAUCUGGAGCCGGGAGGAGAUGGUGAUGAAGAAGCAAGAGCAUCUUUUGAAAGCCAUGACAGAGCAGGGGAUUGGGAGCCGGAGUUUAUCCAGACGUGGAGGGCAGAGACAGGCAAACCCUGGGACAAGCAAACUCAAAGCUAAGUUAUUGUCUUGGGAAGUGGAAGAGAUGGGAACAAAACCCAAAGAUUCUAAAUCACGGGGAAGGAAGUGAAAAGGGAUCUAUAUAACUGAUAGAGUAUUUUGAUCCUUUUUUGAUCAUAGAAGACAAAUUCAGUGCUGGCAGUGGGCAGAAUAGGCACUGCAGGGCAUUAGCCUUCUACUUUGUCCUUCCUCCCUAGAUCUGAUCUUGCUUCCAUGAUUCUCUUUGCUUCUCCUUCUAGAGAGUUGCCAGUGGAGUUACCACUUAAUUUCUGAGGCACUUCAGAGUUUCUAAGGAAACUUCAGAGAUGUUUUCAGAUCCUGCUGAAGUUACUGCUUCCAGCCUGCUUGUUAUCAUAACAGUGUGAUAACAGGAUAUCAUCUCCUCUAGUCUGCUGUGGAGCAGCCCGUGAUGAGGUCUCCAGACUGUUCUAGUCAAAUUGAACUGAGGAAACCUUUGUUAGCAAGAUUCAUGUCUUGAAAGGUAGAAUGUUCACAAGGGUGAGGUGAUGGAUAGCUUGAGUGAGUUAAGGAAACACCAACCUUUCUCAUCUGCAAGCUUCUUGCAGCAUGUGCAUCUGUCAAAACCUCAGGCUAAGCCUAUUCUGCACCUGCAGCUAUUUAACUAGACCGUGGAAAACAUUAUGAUGCCACACCUCUUUAUCUGCCUUGUGGGAUGCAUAGGCAAUAUAGAGCUAAGAACCUACUGAUUCUUUGUCUUCUGAACUCUAGGCAUUUUUUUGCUACCAGUUAAGUAUUUUUUUUCACCCAUGCCAGCGUGCCUCAGAAUGUUGGGUGUGUUGUUAAGCAGAAAUGAGGGAUUUCUUUCAGAUGCCCCUUUUCAGAGUCAGAUCUCACAACUGCUGUUAAACUGUAAAAAUCUGCUUUUUCUGGUUUGCUUAUAAAGCUGUCUGGGAGCCUUGCUCCAGAGGUUGAUGAAUGGGCUAGGCUUUAGACCUGCUCAGAUUCUCUGUGUUCACUUUAUAGUUUUACAGCUUUGAUAUAAAUAAAAGUUUUGUACUAAACUGAAA
Messenger RNA from Meleagris gallopavo (turkey), 2716 nucleotides. The record is from RefSeq and is a predicted model, not a curated record. NCBI's taxonomy places the organism in Eukaryota, Metazoa, Chordata, Aves, Galliformes, Phasianidae.